AUGUCCAGUGGUUCAAAUUCGCAUGGUUCCUCUGCUAGAUCCAGCAGACAGUAUCGCCCUCGACAGAGGCGUGGUAGCAGACCUGUUUACAAUUACGAGGGAGGAGCUCGUUACUGUAAAUGUGCGUUUUCUGUCAAAGCUCCGAUUUGGGUGUCAUGGACGAGGGAAAAUCCAGGAAGACGAUUUUAUGGGUGUAGGAAAGGUGCGAUUGGCUGUGGAUUCUUUGAUUGGUAUGAUGAAGAACCCUUUACGAGUCGAUCGAAGGAAGUCAUUAAUGAACUGUUAGAUGAGAUUGAUGAAAUUGUAAUGGGUCAUGAGAAUUUCAACUACCUUGAAGAUAGGGAAGACCAGAGAUCUGCAGAAAUGAGAAACUCAUAUGAAUUCAUGGUCAAAUUGGCUAGAGAGGAGGGGCAAAAAUACAAGAACAGGUUCUGGUGUGUUGCUGCUGGCUUUGUGUUAGUGUUGAUGGUUUUAAUUCUUGUAAUUGUAGCUGUUAGAUGA
Molecule: messenger RNA, 501 nt
Organism: Mercurialis annua (annual mercury)
Lineage: Eukaryota; Viridiplantae; Streptophyta; Magnoliopsida; Malpighiales; Euphorbiaceae
Exons: 1
Coding region: 1-501 (166 amino acids)
Molecular function (GO): zinc ion binding
Source: RefSeq, a predicted model, not a curated record